Pungitius pungitius (ninespine stickleback) is the source of this 3072-nucleotide messenger RNA. RefSeq names its product leucine-rich repeat and transmembrane domain-containing protein 1 (gene lrtm1). Gene Ontology annotation, molecular function: protein binding. The transcript is spliced from 4 exons. Bases 697 to 1857 code for a protein of 386 amino acids. NCBI's taxonomy places the organism in Eukaryota, Metazoa, Chordata, Actinopteri, Perciformes, Gasterosteidae. Gene Ontology annotation, cellular component: extracellular matrix. The record is from RefSeq and is a predicted model, not a curated record.
UUGCUGUGCUGGGGGUGUGUUCUGCCAGCCCUUCAGCCCACGGCUCAUGCAUAAUACCGUCAGAGCAUUCCACAACGAUGGGCUGCCUCCGAAUGCGUUUACGGUUUCUUCAAGUGUUUGGAGUAUUUGUGAAUUUGACAUGACACAAUCUACAGUUCUAAUUUUGUCUUGCUGAAAUCUUGCCAAAGCAUGAGGAGGUAACGUGAAUGUCGGCGUACGUGUGCGAGCAGAUCCCCUGCUGUCCACUGGGAGAUGACAGCCCAUCACAUGUCCCAAUGGGUUUAAUAGAGGAGCAGAAAUAAAAUAAAAUCAAGCAACAAGAGAAAAGGGAAAAUAGAAACAAGAGCGAGAGAACGAGAGCGAGCGAGAGAGAGAGAGAGAGAGCGGGAGCGGGAGAGAGAGAGAGGGAAAAAGCUCCCUAACUCCAGUGAUUCCCAGCCUGGCUGGCAGUAAGCUUUGUGCUCCGAUCUGCCCGCUCUGAUGGGGUUUCAUGCUCGUGCAGGCAGUGUUGGGGAUCCUGAGGGCAACACAGGUCUCUGCUGCUGAUCACGGUCUCUUCAUUUCCAACAAGCUCGACCGUAUGAGCCCACAAGGAUGAGAGUCAGGACAGCUAAUCUCAACCUGCUACUGACGGCUGAUGGAACACCAACCAAUGACAGCCACUAGAAUCCAAAAAGGGAGCUAAAAGAAGAUUGAAUGAGAGCGGCCCGCGGACGACUGGCAGAUAUGAGAGUGGUUCUGGUGUGUGCCCUCCUAUCCCUCCUCUCUUCGUCACAUGCCUGUCCAAAGGAGUGUAACUGCAACAGCAACACCAAGGUAGUAGACUGCCGGGGUAGAGGCCUAUAUGACAUCCCUCGACGGCUGCAUCCUGACACCCAAGAACUGUAUCUCCAAGAUAACCGCAUCAGGGGUCUGGGAUCAAUGGCUUUCCGAGAAAUACCACUCGUCCGCAUCCUCGACCUAUCUAAUAACUCUAUAACAUCCGUUUCGCCAACUGCCCUGCUUGGUCUCAGGACGCUACAGCGCCUCAGCCUGGCCUCCAACAGCCUCAGAGAGCUUGACAAGCGGUUGCUUGGGCCUAUCCGCUCCCUUUCGCACCUUGACCUCUCACACAACAGCCUGUGGGGUUUGCCUGGAGCCAUAGGCGACAGUUUGAGGAACCUAAGCCACCUGGGGCUCGCACACAACAGGCUCACAAGACUGGACCGCUCCUUGUUGGAGGCUCUGACCCGCCUGGACAGCCUCACACUACGAAAUAACCCGUGGAGGUGUGACUGCCAGCUCAUAGGCCUCAAACUCUGGUUGGAGACCUACCUCUAUAAAGGUGGAGUGGUGGAUGAGGUGCUUUGUUCCCAGCCGGAGGAAAUGAAGGAUGGAGACCUGCAGAAAGUACCUUACCAGCUCUUCCACUCCUGCAUGACCACAAGCUACCAUUACUUGUUUGCCAACAUACACCACUUGGAGAAUGAGAGGCUACUGCGCGGCCACACCCAUGGCAACCAUGCUCACCCCUCCAGCCAUGCUAUCCAUGUCCCCAUGGCAAUGGGGGACGGUUUCAGUGGUGGAGGAGGAGGAGGAGGAGGAGGCGGCGGAGGAGGGGGUUUGCCAGAGUGUGAACCUAAGCAGAGGCAGCGGCCUGUCAACUUGCGCCAUGCAAUCGCCACAGUAAUCAUCACUGGCGUCGUGUGUGGGAUUGUGUGCCUGAUGAUGCUGGUUGCUGCAGUGUACGGCUGCGCUUACGCCGCUAUCAUGGCCAAAUAUCAGCGGGAGCUUAAGAAGAACGAGGAGUUGGCAGCGGCAAAGCGGGCGGAUCAUGCUACAGCGGUGAAGGAACCGCUGGAGAACGCCAUAGCCUAAGAGAUGAUAACGUGAACCCUGGACCGAAUACCUGGUCCUCAACCCUUUAACUUAAUCUGCUCUGGAUGCCACGUGUGUGAGUGUGUGUGUGUGUGUGUUGACUUCCUUUCUGAGACUUGGGUAGCUGAGUAUUUGACUAUGCACUGAUAAGAAGAGUACCUUCUACUGUAUGCGGGUUUGUGGGGAAGGCCAAAGAAUCCAAAAGGAAUCAAUUCCAAUUUUUUCUGAGAAAUGCAUAUCACAGAUAAGAACACGUUGCUAUAUAUUUAUAUUUGUGUACUUGUAGGUAUAAUAGUAAAGCUCUAGUAUCUUGAAAAUGGAUUUCAGAAUUAGGUGUCUUUUGGUUGUUCAUAACCUUGAGUCCGAUUGAGGUAACUCGUAGUAAGCAGCUGCUGUCCGUUAAUUUCUGUUGUAAUAUUAUUAAUGUGAGAGUGUGAGAACUAAAGAUGAGAGUUUUGUGUCAGUAUUUCAUUUGUGCUUGAGUGUGCUUGUGGAGAUGUAUACUGUAGUCAUACAUUUAUAAAGAAUUUAAGAGUUUGUGCCUAACAACGUCAUAGUUUUGAAAAGUAUAUAUGUUUUCUUAAAAGAUAUUUUUCUGACAACAGAAGUGAAGAUGGAAAUUUUACUGAAGCAAUAAUGACUAAAACUAAAACAAAAACAACAAAACCUGGACUCGGCAUUGUUGUUUUUCUUAAAACUUUACAGCUUUAUAAGAACUAAUGAGCUAUCAUCCUGCUGCACAAAGUCACCCUUACACACAGACAUUUUGAAAUUUACAGUUUUGGAAAUCAGUUGAGUCUUGUUUGUGAGUCAAUACUGAUUACAUAAGUGUAGUCAUGUCCUUCAAAAUGUAUUACAUAAAAUAAAAGAAAAUAUUUUACCUGACAACUACUGUAUAUGUCUACUGGCAACUACUUUAACAAGGCACGCAUACUUAUUUGGAGAAAGUAUCUUAGUCCCUCAUCCUACUCACUGAGUUUGUAGCAGACCACAGAGAAAGUUUUUUAAUAACACUUAUGCGUCAUUCAAAUUUUGUAUGGUCUGUUGAUCAAUGUAUUCUUAAUGACUAAUCCUUGUUUUCUUUCUUUCUUUACUAGGUGUUUUUUAAAUUACCAUUUAAAAUACCAAUGUAUUAAAGCACCUCAGUGAGGCCUUUGAUGUUUUAAUAGAUAAAAUGGAAUACAGCAAUACUGUUUGCCAUGGGUCCUUAUUGAA